Pelmatolapia mariae (spotted tilapia) is the source of this 2419-nucleotide messenger RNA. It is a transcript of the gene haao, whose product is annotated as 3-hydroxyanthranilate 3,4-dioxygenase. Bases 334 to 1197 code for a protein of 287 amino acids. Gene Ontology annotation, cellular component: cytoplasm. The record is from RefSeq and is a predicted model, not a curated record. Gene Ontology annotation, biological process: quinolinate metabolic process; 'de novo' NAD+ biosynthetic process from L-tryptophan. Lineage: Eukaryota; Metazoa; Chordata; Actinopteri; Cichliformes; Cichlidae. Gene Ontology annotation, molecular function: iron ion binding; 3-hydroxyanthranilate 3,4-dioxygenase activity. The transcript is spliced from 10 exons.
UACAACCACCAAUGAAGCAGAAAACUGAGUGAGAAUAAUUUUUUUACCUCAACUAGACCUCAAAUACCCUUUGUACAGCGUAGGCCGGGUAAAAACUGCUCCCAUUGUGGCGUUGUGCAUGUUGCAAAGGAUUCCAUUUGGUCUGCAGGACAGCAUUAUGUUACUUAUUAAACAACAACCUUUAACCCAGCUAAGAAAUGGAGCUCCACCCCGAUUUGCUUACUCCCACUUCUGCAUUUUGGACUUUAUGUGUCCUCUUGCUUAAAGCAGUCAUAACAGCAGACAGAGAGGUCAGUCCCAGAGGUUUCAUUCUGCAGCACAAAUCACAUCAAAAUGAACAGCAGUACUCUUCAGGUCAAUGUGGAACACUGGAUUGCAGAAAAUCAGAAUGCUUUCCUGCCCCCAGUGUGCAACAAACUCAUGCACUUCUCCCAGCUGCUUGUCAUGUUUGUCGGAGGCCCUAACACCAGGAAGGAUUAUCACAUAGAGGAAGGGGAGGAGUUAUUCUACCAGCUGAAGGGGGACAUGUGUCUGAAGGUGAUUGAAAAUGGUAAACACAAGGAUGUACACAUCAAAGAGGGAGAGAUGUUCCUGCUGCCAGCUCGGAUCCCUCACUCCCCCCAGAGGCAGGCUAACACCGUGGGCUUGGUGAUGGAAAGGAGAAGACUGCUCACUGAAACCGACUGCCUGAGGUACUAUGUAGACAACACCACUGACAUCCUAUUUGAAAAAUGGUUCUACUGUCAGGAUCUAGGAACCCAACUGGUGCCAAUAAUCAAGGAGUUCAUGGCAUCCAAGCAGUGCAAAACGGGAAAACCUGAUCCAAAUGAAGUCUUCAGGGAACCUCCUUUCCAGCUGAACACCAUGAACGUGAUGACGCCCUUCUCCUUCAAAGACUGGCUGGAAAAACAGAGGCCGUCUUUGGGGAAUGGCAGGCCCAUCGACAUGUUCGGAGCUCAGUUUGAGACUGAGGCGAUGGUGUUCGGACCUGGACUCACAGAGAUGACAACACCCCAAACUGAUGUGUGGGUUUGGCAGUUGGAGGGAUCUUCUACAGUGACUAUGAAUGAGCAGGAGUUCAGUCUUUCUGCAGGAGACAGUUUGCUCAUUCCCGAGCAGAGCCAAUACCAGUGGCAGAGAGCUGAGGGGACUGUCGCCUUGGUUGUGAUCCAAAACCCAGAGAGGAAGAGACCUUAAGCAUCAACCGUCAAAUCACACCUGCAUUGAAACAUAUGCUGGGAGGGGAGCACGUAUUAUUUAAAUGUGCUCGAACAACUGAAAGUAUUUUAUGUAUAAAACAAAUACAGUAAGUAGCAUAGACCAUUUAGUAAGGGUAAACAGUAUUAAUAAACAAUUACAAAAUGAUGCUAUAUUCUCGCAUUCAUCAAUCACUACAUGUAAUUUUAUGCGAGUAAAAUGCAUAAAUAAAAACAUGCUCAUGUCUGAGCAUUUGCCCUUUCCUUGUAAGUUGGCUGUCACUCAUAAGCUGCAUUUCUAGUGGCUCUAAUGACUUAAAAACACAAGUUUCAACAGGUAUCAGAAACACAAGAUUGUUGUCAGAUGAACUUUUCCAACGAACUGCUUCAUAGCCACCUACACAUUUUGUGUAGUUGCUUACAAAACUGACAUGUAGAACCUGCUGCUGUUUCAUAAACCUUUUAGCCACUUGAAUAAAAUUUGAAUAGUUCCAGAUGCAUUGAGGUGGUAGCGCAUGGAGGUGAACUGAUACAGCGAGCUAACAGGAAUUUGACUCCUUAGCAGGCUGUCUGUUCACGUCUGUUCACGUCAACCAGCAGACUGACAGUUUUGGAGCCAAACCCAAUGCUUUGUUUGGAUUUUUGUAACCAAAUUAAUUCUGUUUAAUAACAUUACGGUCAUAUCUAGUGUUAGUUUUACAAUUACUUAAAAGAAAUGAAUUUGAUUACUUCCCAGUAAAAAGUAAUUUGUUAUGCUGCUUUUUUUUUUUUUUAUAUUUCUUUCAUGUUACUCAGUAGCAUGUCCUGAAAUACACUGUGACAUAAUUACCAGUUACCAGUAUGAACCUUAGGCUACAGUCCCAGAUAAUAAGAUAAAUCCUUUUCUUAAAAAGAGCAGUUUUUCUUUUAAGGUUACGUUUGAACACAAAACAAAGUGGAAAACCACCACAUAGACUUCAAAGUGUUGCCACUGUGAUUCUAAAAUGAAUGCUACAGUGCUCUAAGCUUGACUACUCAUCACUCACUUUGUUACAUGGUGAUAAAUAAGAUGUGUCUUUGCUAGCUCUGUGCUGGCACAUUGUUUGUGUAGAUGUCUGCAAAGACCUGAUGUUGUGUUAGUAGUACAGUGCAGCUGUUUCUGUCCUGGACACAAUUUGUACUUUACCAUCACCCUCCUGUGUUUUUAUGCAAUGAAAAUAAAAGUAAUGUUGGUAUUUCCACUC